Pochonia chlamydosporia 170 is the source of this 2124-nucleotide messenger RNA. Its product is annotated as sphingomyelin phosphodiesterase. The coding region runs from base 1 to 2124 and encodes 707 amino acids. The transcript has 3 exons. Gene Ontology annotation, molecular function: hydrolase activity. The record is from RefSeq and is a predicted model, not a curated record. NCBI's taxonomy places the organism in Eukaryota, Fungi, Ascomycota, Sordariomycetes, Hypocreales, Clavicipitaceae.
AUGCGUCUUCUUCCCGCGUUGUCAGCCCUGGUCGCGUGCCAUGUUGGCUUUGGCUGGGCCGAAUUGCACCAUGAGAAGAUUCAACGGUCGUUGGAGGCCAGGACCUGGGCGCACGAGACACGCGACUUGACGGAUAUAUUUGGCAGCAUGAAGACCUGCGAUGGUUGCCAGAGCAUUCUUUCCGUUCUCAAAGGCCUGGUAAAGGAUGGAGACGAGACCCUUAUUAGCUUGGGGGGACGGCUUUGCAAGUCCGGGACUGACUAUGACGAGGAGUUCUGCAAGGGAGUCGUCGAGCGUGAAGCCCCAUCGAUUGCAUCCAUCAUCAGAACCAUGGAGGUUGGAUCUCCCUCUUCAACCCAAUUCUGCAUGAGUUUCCUGGGCGUUUGUUCAGCGCCAAAGAUUGCCACAUGGAAUGUCGAAUUCGCCUCCAAGAAACCUUGCUCCGUAACCAAGAACGAGAAGGUUAGCGGCAAGAAGCCCAUUCAAGUUAUUCACUACUCGGAUAUUCACAUCGAUCCUCUGUAUGAGAAGGGGUCCAGCACCAAUUGCAAGAAACCAACGUGCUGCCGAUCCUACACCAAAGAUGACGAACCCGGCAAGACCAAGAAUCCCGCUGGGGAAUUCGGAGACCACCACUGCGACACGCCGAUCACCUUGGAAAAGAGCAUGUACAGCUUCAUCAAGAAGGAGUUUCCCAAUGCUGCCUUCUCCCUGUUCACGGGUGACAUUGUCGAUCAUGGCCUUUGGAAUACCAGCAAGCCUUACAACGAGGACCUCAUCGAACAUUCCUACGAAAUGAUGACUGAUAAUCUAAAUCUUGUCUACGGCACUGCUGGUAACCACGAGGCUCACCCACCCAACAUCUUCGAGCCCAAGUCUGUCGGAAACGACACCCAAUGGGUGUAUGACACUCUCUCCAAGGAGUGGUCUCGCUGGAUUGGGAACUCGUCCUUGGAAGAGGCCAAGGCUGUCGGUGCAUAUUCUACCAAGUACCCCAAGGGCAAUCUUCGCGUCAUUUCCCUCAACACCAACAUGUAUUACAGACUGAACUUCAUCCUCUACCAGAAGGAGCUUGAGAAAGAUCCAAAUGGUCAGAUUGCCUGGCUGGCCAAGGAACUUGACGCAGCCGAGAAGGCUAAUGAAAAUGUCUACAUUAUUGGCCAUAUGCCUCUAGGCGAAGCCGAUGCGUUGCCCGACGGCUCCAACUACUUCGACCAGGUUGUCAACCGCUACUCUAACACAAUCAAGGCCAUGUUCUUUGGCCAUACGCAUCUUGACCAUUUCGAAAUUAGCUACUCUAACUACAAAGAGCGCACUCACAACAACGCCGUCGCCAUUUCGUACAUUUGCCCCUCGCUUACUCCCACGUCCGGCAUGCCUUCCUUCAGAGUCUACGAUGUAGACCCAGACACUUUCGCAGUUCUCGACGCCAAGACCUUCCUCGCCGACAUGAAUGACAAGAACUUCCAAACCAAUGGCCCGACAUGGAAGCAGUACUACUCCGCCAAAGAGGUCUACGGCGACAUCAUCUCUCCCCGCAUGACAGACGCCAAGGCCGAGCUCUCUCCUUCGUUCUGGCACAACGUUACUGUCGCCUUUGAGAAGAACCAGACCUCCUUCGACGCCUACAUGGCCCGCAAGUCUCGUGGCUGGAAGGCCGACAAGCAGUGCGCUGAGAAGUGCCGAGAGACUGAGAUUUGCGGACUACGAGCUGGCCGUGCGCAAGACAACUGCUGGGUUCCCACUCCUGGAGUCCACUUCUCUAAGCGUGACGAGUUGGAGCAUAACCACAACAAGCAUGACGAGUGUGGUACUUCUGUGUCCAGGGAUAUUCUAAGCUCGCUCGCCAGAAGGGUUGACUUGUUGGAGAUUGUGCAGGAACGCUUCUUGGCGGAGAAAGCCACAAUUCCGCCCAUUAUUGUGAGGCGAGAGGAGCCUUCUUCGUCUGCUUCCCCAAGUCCUACUCAGACGGAGGAUACCUGCGUGUCGGAAACACUGAACCCUACUGGUUCGGGAACUACGACUGGUGGUACGACCGUUCCUACGACCAAGGGGAAUGCUGCUGGUGGAUUGGGACCAAUGGCCCUCUGGGCUAUGGGUGCCUUUGCAUUGUUGGCUUUGUAA